Molecule: messenger RNA, 219 nt
Organism: Bipolaris zeicola 26-R-13
Lineage: Eukaryota; Fungi; Ascomycota; Dothideomycetes; Pleosporales; Pleosporaceae
Exons: 1
Source: RefSeq, a predicted model, not a curated record
GGGGGGGGGGGGGGUUUAGAGCGCGGGAUGCUUCACCGGUAUGGUUUUUGUGGUUGUCGCGAGGCGGACUUGAGGUUUGCCUGCCUGGUUUGCCUUGUGAGGCGCACGUAUAAGGCUGACUUUUUUGGCUCGCGUGUGGGUGUGGGUGUUUGCCUUGGGUAUACAUGCGUCGGAGCGGAGGCUUUUUUUUUAGGGCGACGCGAGAUGCUUGGAUUGUAG